Messenger RNA from Cloeon dipterum, 2213 nucleotides. RefSeq names its product cleavage and polyadenylation specificity factor 73-like. NCBI's taxonomy places the organism in Eukaryota, Metazoa, Arthropoda, Insecta, Ephemeroptera, Baetidae. The coding region runs from base 104 to 2167 and encodes 687 amino acids. Gene Ontology annotation, molecular function: RNA endonuclease activity; RNA binding; 5'-3' RNA exonuclease activity. Gene Ontology annotation, biological process: mRNA 3'-end processing by stem-loop binding and cleavage. The transcript is spliced from 14 exons. The record is from RefSeq and is a predicted model, not a curated record. Gene Ontology annotation, cellular component: mRNA cleavage and polyadenylation specificity factor complex.
AAACAGCGCCCGCAUUGCCUUCAAAAUCAAAACAAACACACAAGCCGGUGCCUGAUGUUGAUGGUUUUUGGGUUUUCAGCCUGAAUUAUUAAUCCGGCCAGCGAUGGCAGCGAAGGUGAAGGUCGAGUCGAUCCUUCCGGCCGAGGAAAGCGACCUCUUGUCCAUCAGGCCACUGGGCGCUGGACAGGAGGUUGGACGAUCUUGCAUCAUGCUGGAGUUCAAGGGAAAGAAAAUAAUGCUCGACUGCGGCAUCCACCCUGGACUGUCCGGCAUGGACGCUUUACCCUUCGUGGACCUGGUGGAGGCGGACGAAAUCGAUUUGCUGCUGAUUUCGCACUUCCAUCUCGACCACUGCGGCGCUUUGCCGUGGUUUCUGCAGAAGACGAGCUUCAAAGGGCGCUGCUUCAUGACGCACGCCACCAAAGCCAUUUACCGCUGGCUCCUUUCAGAUUACAUCAAAGUCAGUAACAUAGCAACGGAGCAGAUGCUGUACACGGAGGCCGACUUGGAGAGCUCGAUGGAUAAGAUCGAGACGAUCAACUUUCACGAGGAGAAGGACGUGAUGGGCGUGAAAUUCUGGGCGUACAACGCGGGACACGUUCUGGGCGCGGCCAUGUUCAUGAUCGAGAUCGCCGGCGUCAAGAUUCUCUACACAGGCGACUUCUCGCGGCAGGAGGACCGGCACUUGAUGGCUGCUGAAAUCCCCAACGUCCACCCCGACGUUUUAAUUACAGAAAGCACCUACGGAACGCACGUGCACGAGAAGCGCGAGGAGCGAGAAAGCAGGUUCACCAGUCUGGUCAACAGUAUUGUCACAAGAGGCGGCCGCUGCCUCAUUCCCGUCUUUGCCCUCGGGAGAGCGCAGGAACUGCUGCUUAUUUUAGAUGAGUAUUGGAGUCAGCACCCCGAGUUGCACGACGUGCCAAUUUACUACGCAUCUUCUCUGGCCAAGAAGUGCAUGGCCGUGUACCAAACGUACAUAAACGCGAUGAACGACAAGAUCAAGAACCAAAUCGCCAUCAGCAAUCCUUUCAUCUUCAAACACAUCUCCAACCUCAAAGGCAUCGAUCAUUUUGAGGACGUCGGUCCUUGCGUGGUGAUGGCCUCGCCAGGCAUGAUGCAGAGCGGUUUGUCGAGAGAACUGUUUGAGUCUUGGUGCUCCGACCACAAAAAUGGAGUCAUUAUUGCAGGUUAUUGUGUGGAAGGAACUUUGGCAAAAAUGAUUCUGUCCGAGCCGGAGGAAAUCACGACCAUGGCUGGACAGAAGGUGCCGCUGAAAAUGUCGGUUGACUAUAUUUCCUUCUCGGCGCACACCGACUACCAGCAAACCAGGGACUUUAUCAAAAUCCUCAAACCUCCUCAUAUUGUGUUGGUUCACGGGGAGCAAAACGAGAUGAGCCGCUUGAAGACUGCUUUAAUCAGAGAAUUCGAGGUGGACCCUAAAAAUAAGAUGCAGAUUUAUAAUCCUCGCAAUACCGUGGCCGUUGAACUCUACUUCCGAGGAGAGAAAACAGCCAAGGUGAUGGGCACCCUGGCAGUUGAGCCGCCAAAGCCAGGAAACAUUUUAUCUGGAAUUCUUGUCAAACGCAACUUUAACUACUUACUGCUGGAUCCUGGUGACCUCGGAAGGUAUUCGGACAUGGUGAUCAGCCAGGUGGUGCAGCGGCAGAGCAUGCACUACAACGGACCAAUAAACCUGCUGCAGCACAUCCUCACGCAGCUGGCUGGACCUGUCGAGUCGCUCGAGGACAAGAAACUGCGCAUUUUCGGCUGCAUCGAUCUCACCCUUGUCGACAAAUGCGUCACCCUUGAGUGGAUCGCGAGUCCAGUGAACGACAUGUACGCAGACACGGUGCUGGCGGCGGUGCUGCAGGCCGAGUCGGUGGAGGACGUGCCGAAAGCGAUGCCGUCCGCGCCCUCCAAGAUGGACAGGAUGCACUUCAAGGAGUGCCUCAUGGAGAUGCUGCAGGACAUGUUCGGCGAGGACUCGGUCCCCAAAAUAUUCAAGGGAGACAAAUUACACGUCACGGUCGACGGCAAAAAGGCAGACAUCGACCUCGAGCACAUGGUUGUCUUGUGCGAAGAGGACGACUUGCUGCAGCAAGUGGUGCAGACCGCCGUGUCCAAACUGUACAAUUCUCUGUCUCCACCAAAAGUAGACACUUAACUUUAAAAGUUUAUGUUUCAAAGAAAUAAAAAACCAAAAUUCAAAA